AAAAAAAAUAUCCGUAGUUCAAUUUUUUUUCCUUCUCGCAAUGCAAAUUAUCUUCAAAUCGAAAACUACAGAAAAAAAUAGUCGUCGAUCGUUUCAGUCUCUGUUCGUUCCUCCUGCAACUCGCUGUGCGGGGGAAUUCUUGUAAGCAACGUUCUCUUCUGCUUUGUUUCGCCCCUCAAAUCUUGGAAUUAUGCGCCUAUACUGAUUUGAAGAUUGGUAGUGCUUGGUUGGUGUUGGAUUUGCCAGAGUUGCAAAUUCGUCGCCUGGCUUGAUUUUGUUGGGGAAAUGUUCUAGUGGAAAGACGGAGCGUUGGCCGUGGUAUCGGCAAUGGCGUCAAAUCUUGGUGACAUGUUUAACUCCACAAUAAGCUGGGUUACAAUGGUUUUGGAUGCUCCUUCAGCUAGAGCUGUUGUGUUCGGAGUGCCCAUCGGAGGGCACUUUUUUGUGGAAGGUUUAUUGGGUGUUGUCAUCGUCAUCUUGCUCAGCCAAAAGAGUUACAAACCCCCCAAGCGGCCAUUGACAGAGCAGGAAAUAGAUGAGUUAUGCCAAGACUGGGUACCUGAACCUCUUAUUCCUCCUUUUACCGAGGAUAUGAAGCAUGACCCGCCAGUUCUCGAGAGUGCUUCAGGACCUCAUACAAUGAUUAAUGGAAAAGAUGUUGUGAACUUUGCUUCAGCAAAUUAUCUUGGACUUAUAGGACACGAAAGGUUAAUGGAAUCAUGUACUUCUGCCGUGGAAAAAUAUGGUGUCGGUUCCUGUGGCCCUCGUGGAUUCUAUGGCACCAUUGAUGUCCACCUUGAUUGCGAAACCAGAAUAGCGAAAUUCUUGGGUACUCCUGAUUCAAUCCUCUAUUCUUAUGGACUUUCCACGAUGUUCAGUGCAAUUCCCUGUUUCUGCAAAAAGGGUGACAUCAUCAUUGCCGAUGAGGGUGUUCACUGGGGAAUACAAAACGGGCUUCAGCUUUCGAGAAGUACAAUUGUAUACUUCAAGCACAAUGACAUGGACUCCCUCCGUAGCACCCUCGAGAAAAUCAUGACUAAGAAUAAGCGUGCUAAGAAACUGAGGCGUUACAUCGUAGUUGAAGCUGUUUAUCAGAACUCUGGUCAGAUAGCUCCUCUGGAUGAGAUAGUAAAAUUGAAAGAGAAGUACUUUUUUCGUCUUCUUUUGGAUGAGAGCAACUCAUUCGGUGUUCUCGGGCAUUCUGGAAGAGGUCUUGCAGAGUUCCACGGUGUUCCUAUUGAGAAGAUAGACCUUGUCACUGCUGCAAUGGGUCAUGCGUUAGCCGCUGAAGGUGGAUUCUGCACGGGAAAUGCUCGAGUAAUCGAUUACCAGAGACUCAGCAGUUCUGGGUAUGUCUUCUCGGCUUCUUUACCGCCUUACCUUGCAAGUGCUGCUAUUACCGCCAUUGAUAUCAUCGAAGAGAACCCUAAUCUGUUACUUAAGCUGAAGCAAAACAUCACAACCCUAUGGAAAGGAUUGUCGGGCAUUAAGGGCCUGUCAUUAUCGAGCAACCCGGAAUCAGCUAUUGUGUUCCUAAAGCUAGAGAAAUCUACGGGUUCAGAGAAGGAUGAUUUGCUUGCACUCGAAGAAAUAUCGGGUCGUGUUCUGAAGGAAGAUUCCGUGCUUAUCGCAACAACGAAAAGAUCGUUGCGUGAUAAAUGCAGGUUACCUGUUGGAAUCAAACUGUUCGUAUCGGCUGCUCAUUCGGAAUCCGAUCUUCUCAAAGUUUGCGAGUCGUUGAAGAGAUUGGCCGAAGAGAUUCUGAAGGUCUGAAAGCUGAAAACCCAAAUCUCUGGAGUUUCUCUGUGAUGGCGGCAUUUGGAUUACGAGGGAUAUGUUGAAACACAAAGAGUUGGAUUAUAUGGAAGAUUCAGACAACAUGGGUACUCAGAUACAAUGCCGGAAACUGUUCAUAGCUGAUUCUUGUACCGUUCUUUCUCCAUUCAUCAACUUGCUUAUCUCAUCUUCCCACUUCUUUUUUUCCGCCAUUAAUGGCGGGCCCUGCUUUGAGCUCCAAACCUCAGUGUACGAUCAAAGCAAUUUUGGCACCAUGUUCCUUGCA
Molecule: messenger RNA, 2062 nt
Organism: Tarenaya hassleriana
Lineage: Eukaryota; Viridiplantae; Streptophyta; Magnoliopsida; Brassicales; Cleomaceae
Product: long chain base biosynthesis protein 1-like
Exons: 13
Coding region: 328-1773 (481 amino acids)
Biological process (GO): ceramide biosynthetic process; sphingosine biosynthetic process
Cellular component (GO): endoplasmic reticulum
Molecular function (GO): serine C-palmitoyltransferase activity; pyridoxal phosphate binding
Source: RefSeq, a predicted model, not a curated record